Messenger RNA from Cordyceps fumosorosea ARSEF 2679, 1119 nucleotides. Its product is annotated as F-box domain, cyclin-like protein. The transcript has a single exon. Bases 1 to 1119 code for a protein of 372 amino acids. Gene Ontology annotation, molecular function: protein binding. NCBI's taxonomy places the organism in Eukaryota, Fungi, Ascomycota, Sordariomycetes, Hypocreales, Cordycipitaceae. The record is from RefSeq and is a predicted model, not a curated record.
AUGGAAUCCCGGACUGAUGCAGAAAUACGCGACCAAUACGCCUAUACGCCGAAUCGUAUGAUUACGGGCAUGGUUAGAAUCCACGACAAAGACGCGCCGCAAACACCACGGACACGAUCAUGGGCAACAACCCUUAGGGGCGCCAGCCCAUUCAACAAGCUACCGGUUGAGUUGAUGCAACUCAUACUCGGCCCCCUCGAUUUCCUCUCCCUGUCUCGAUUCAGCCGCACCUCCAGACUAGCUCACGAGAUGGUCAACUCGCUCCCAGCCUACCAAGACCUCCUCCGCCACGCCCCCAAAGCCUUGACUGCGCUGGCCAGAAUGGACAUGUUGCACAUGCACAGCUCCAAGGCCCUUCGCGAUGUCUUGUACUCGGAUCGCUGUGUGUGCUGCGGAAACUUUGGCGCCUUCCUCUUCCUCAUCACCUGCCAACGAUGCUGCUACCAGUGCAUGGACAACAAGCAAGCCUUGUGGGCGAUGCCGCGCGCCCAGGCAGCCAAGUGCUUCGACAUCCCGACCAGAGAGCUGAAGCUACUAGCCUCGGCGCGCAGCUUGCCCGGCACGUACGUUGUGCAGUAUCGUGUCCGGCGAUCCGCGCGGCAGCGUCUGGUGAGCGUCCGUGCUGCAAAGGAGCUGGCGUUGAAGCUACAUGGAAGCUCCGAGGCUUCCCUUGCCGCCCAUCUUAAAUCGCGGCAUGGGGAGCGCAUCGGGGCGCGGGACCAGAACAGCAAAUGGUAUUUUGCACAUUUACAACGUGCCCAGUUGGAAUUCGAAGACCAUGACCCCCGAUUAUACAUGGCGCCUGCAAACACCACAAACGACAGCUGCAACGGCAUGGCAUCGAUUCUGUUCCCCGCCCUACGACGGCCUGGGAACGUUGCAGAUCAUGGAUUGUGGUGUCGAGGGUGCAAUUGGGUCAUACAUGAUGUUCACCAACUAGGUCGCGAUGUAUUGGAAAGGCUUGUUCCACGUCCCUUCAAUUCAUCAGCAUAUUGUCGCCGUUUGGCUUUGCAGGAGUGGUCGGAUGAAGGCUUCAUAGCCCACGCCAGGUCUUGCUACGGCCUACUAAAUCUUGCCCAUUCGAGCCGACGGAAAUCCCGUGACGCGAUGGCCUUAUAG